Messenger RNA from Branchiostoma belcheri (Belcher's lancelet), 8356 nucleotides. RefSeq lists its product as uncharacterized. Gene Ontology annotation, biological process: establishment of cell polarity; septin ring organization. NCBI's taxonomy places the organism in Eukaryota, Metazoa, Chordata, Leptocardii, Amphioxiformes, Branchiostomatidae. The coding region runs from base 49 to 7683 and encodes 2544 amino acids. Gene Ontology annotation, cellular component: nucleus; mating projection tip; division septum. The record is from RefSeq and is a predicted model, not a curated record. The transcript has 12 exons.
AACCCACGCAAACCACCAGGCCAGACUUGGGUGGGUAAUAAGAACCCAAUGGGUCAGCAAUUGAUGGGUCAGAACCCACAUGCACCCGGUCAGAAGUGGGUUCAUAGGAACCGACCCGGCCUCAAGGGGCCAGGAGGAAGAAACAAGAACAAGCAGUGGAACCAAAAGGGAAAGAAGAACCAGGGUCAACAUGAGAAGAGGGGGCAGACUGACGAGAAUGUUGGGAGCCUUUCCUCCACGUUGACAGUUUUAGCUCAGACCGUGCCUGGUCCUUCCUCAGAAGAAAAAAACACUCAAGAAACAGCGGAAGAAGCUAAGGAAGGCUCGCUGGUCUCGGACCCGUUCUGCCAGAAGCUGCUUGAGUUGGUGGCGAGCCACUACACGGAGAAGAAACGUGAGAUUGCUGUCAGCAGGAUCGCAAUGUUCGAGAGGGAGCUCGCGGGAGACUCGGGGGAGUUUGUCUGGACCAGCAAUCAGAACAAUGAUGGGAUGAUUCAACAGGUUUGCGAGCGGCUGCAGCUACCUCCCGGUUCAGUCUGGAAACUCCAGCUUCUCCGCAGGGUUUUGAGGAUCGUCCUGCCACAUGCAAAAGCCAGCCACCAUCAGCGCGCCAAACGGCUGGCUCGGGAACUCCUGCGCAGCGAAUUUCAGAACAAGGACGUCCCAGAACUGGAAGCCGUGGUUUCGGUCACAGUGAAGAAAGACGAUGUACAGGGCAGUGGAAACCUAGAUUUUGCUGGACUGGCUGCAGUUCCAGAUCAAACAAGUCAGUCACAAGAACCCAUCCAGCCGAGUUCAUCCACCCAAGGAAACUCCCAAGGACUUGAAGGAGUGCAGAAGGAAGUGGAAGGGCCCUUUAAGGAAGGCUCUCUAGUCUUAGAUCCAUUCUGUAAGAAGCUGCUUGUUCUCGUGAAGAAGCACUACAACCAACAGAAGAAGUGGACUGUGGAACACCGGAUCAGACGGUUCGAAGGGGAACUGAAUGGAGAUCCGGCGUGUUUCUGGCGAAACAUCGACAACAACGAUGAAACCAUCCGCCAGAUAUCAGAGCGGCUGCAACUUCAUCCAGGAUCGGUGUGGAAACUCCAGCUUCUUCGCCGAGUCGUUAUGAACUGCCUCCCCAGAAAAGACACUGCGAUGAAAGCCCGACUCCAGCUGAUGGUCCGAGAAGCCAUCCUGGCAGAAGGUGACAGAUUCAGGCUGAACGUCAGAUAUCUCAUGAAAGUCGUUGUCGCCCGAACGCCAAGAUUCAGCGAAGAGGGUCGCAUUCACUACAAUAACCCACAGUGGGGAGUUUCAGUACUGGUGCCGGGUGGGGGGCAGGAAAGGGACUAUCCAGUACUGGUGCCGGCUGGGGGGCAAGAAAGGGACUCUCCAGUACUGGUGCCGGGUGGGGGGCAAGAAAGGGACUCUCCAGUACUGGUGCCGGGUGGGGGGCAAGAAAGGGACUUUCCAGCCCAAAAUAAACUUUCUCAGCCUGAAGAUGUGCCUGUAACUGACAGUGAGUGUGAGGACUUAGAGACUGCCAUGGUCAUGGACAAUGAAGAUCAGGAGCAACAAUGUGAGGAGGGGCAAGAAAAGCACUUUCAAACCCAAAACAGACCCUCCAGUGUAAAGUCUGAUCUCGCUAUGACUGGUGGAGACAAUGAGAGCUUGGAGACUCCCAUGUUGAAGGAAAAUGAUGAUCAGGAGAGGCAAGAAAUGAGUACCUCAGCCCAAAGCAAACCUUCUAAACCUGAAGAUGUGCCUAUGACUGGCGGAGACUGUGAGAGCGUAGAGACUCCCAUGCUUGGGGAAAAAGAUGAUCAGGAGAGGCAAUGCGAGGAGGGGCAAGAAAUGUACUCCUCAGCCCAAAGCAAACCUUCUAAGGCUGAAGAUGUGCCUAUGUCUGACAGUGAGUGUGAGAGCUUGGAGAGUGCCAUGGUUCUAGACAAUGAGCAGAGGCAAUGUGAGGAGGUGCAAGGAGAAACUGACACUGUGCUGGACACUGAGCAGAGCUUGGUGACGGCAAGUUCAGUUGAAAGUCAUGUGGCAAGUUCAGUUGAAAGUCAUGUGGCAAGUUCAGCUGAAAGUCAUGUGGCAAGUUCAGCUGAAAGCCAUGUGGCAAGUUCAGCUGAAAGUCAUGUGGCAAGUUCAGCUGAAAGCCAUAUGGCAAGUUCAGUUGAAAGUCAUGUGGCAAGUUCAGCUGUAAGCCAUGUGGCAAGUUCAGCUGUGCCUGUGAGUCAGGUGGUUAGUUCAGCUGCAGAUUGCAUGACACCUUCAGCUGAAAGCCAUGUGGCAAGUUCAGCUGAAAGUCAUGUGGCAAGUUCAGCUGAAAGUCAUGUGGCAAGUACAGAUGUAAGUCAUGUGGCUACUUCAGCUGAAAGUCCGAUGGCAAGUUCACCUGUAGAACAUGUGGCAAAUUCAGCUGUAGGUCAGCCUGAAGCUCCUCUUGUAGGGAGUUCUGACAUCCCUUCCACUGCCACAAACCAGCCUGGUUCUUCCUCCUCACAAGAAACUUCCCAAGAACCUGGGGAAGACCCUAAGGAAGGCUCUCAAGAACCUGGGGAGGACGCUAAGGAAGGCUCUCAAGAACCUGGGGAGGACGCUAAGGAAGGCUCUCAAGAACCUGGGGAGGACGCUAAGGAAGGCUCUCAAGAACCUGGGGAAGACGCUAAGGAAGGCUCUCAAGAACUCGCUACGGAAGGCUCCAAUGAAGACGGUACAGAAGAAUCUCUACUCCAUCACCCGUUUACCCAGAAACUGUUUGCCUGGACGGAGGAAACUUACAACUGGCAGCAAUUCAAGAUGGAAAUAUUGAUCAGGAAGUUUGACCAUAGCAGGAAGUUCGAAGACAAUCCGAUGAAGGGAAACGCAGAGUUUGUCUCGGCGAGCUUCGGGAACCAGGACAAGACGAUCAUUUCUGUGGCAGAAAGGCUCAAGCUGCCUCCCAGGUCGGUCUGGAAGUUGCAGCUGUUGCAAAGGGUGAUAAAAUCCUGCCUGCCGAAGGUACGAACCGUCGCACAGACUGAGCAAUUCCGGGAGUUCUACUUGAAUGUCCUGUGUGAAGAAUUUGGACCACAGAACAGUACGGAACUCGAAGAAGUCGUUGCCGCAAGAUUUUCCUCGGCGGGAACGUCUCAAGAAACCGCGAAGGGUCGGAGAGAAGGCAUGCUUGUGUUCGAACCGUUUUCUAAGAAGUUGUUCGCGCAGGUGGAGAAGAUCUUUGGAGAAAACAGGAGACUGCUCGUUGAAGGCCAGACGACGAGGUUCGAACGGGAGCUAUCCGGGAACGUCGACUACGCGUGGACGGACCCACGCAACAACGACGACGAAUUCGAACGUAUCAUAACACGUCUACAACUCCCCCAGGACUGGGUCUGGAAACUCCAGCUUCUUCGCAGAGUCAUAGUCAAGACCCUUCCUAAGAAAAACAAAAAGGAAGCGGACAUGGGAUUGAAGCUGUGCUAUAAGAUGUUCAGGUUCUACGGUUCCAACAUGAGAAGGAACAUCCCGGUGCUGUUAGAAGCUCUGCUGAGGGAUCUGCCGAUGUAUGACAAGGUUCGCAAGACUGCGAAGAGACCACAGGUGUUCGGAGAGCAAAAGAAACUGCUGGCUAAGACGAGGUGGGACCAGCCAGACCAGCAGUCAGGUGUGUUUGCGCCAGAGAUGAACCGCCAAGAGGAGACACCAGUUGAAGAGACCCAGGGUCAGACGGGGCCGCUGGCUGUUGAGGUGGAGAAACAUCUGCUUGAGAAGGAGUGGGAGCGGCUAGCCGGGGAGCGGAAGGCGCUGGACUAUGAGCUGGCACUGAGGGAAGCCGUCCACAUCCUGGAGGCCGAUCGUUGCCACGGCAACCCGCAGGUGUCGGCCAAUCACGACGUGGAUUACCGGAUGAUGUCAUCAGCAGUGAUCGGCAGCCAUGGGAGGGACAGCAGUGAGCGUUUCCAUGGCGAUAAUCACCAUGACGACGGUCGCCAUGACGACCUGGCCCCGCGUGAUUGGUCGCCUGAUGAUGGGGAUGAGAGGGAUGAGUACCACAGUCCCUACAGCCAGCAUCUGUAUCAGGAGGAGGAGGAACGUUACCAGUACAGAGAUGAGGAGCAGAGAGGGAGAGCCCACUCCUGGGAGAGGGGGGAGCAGGAUCCAGGGAGAGACCACUUGUGGGAGAGGGGGGAGCAGGAUCGAGGGAGAGACCACUCCUGGGAGAGGGGGGAGGAGGAUCGGUACAGGGGAGAAACUUCACCUGACAGGUACAGCGAGCCUUCAUACUCACCUGAGGAGGCAGCUGGUAGAUACACAGGAGACCAGCCCUUCCCUUCUCCCAGGUCCCCAGCUCUGGACCUCCCGGGGGACCAAAGUCCUGACUUUGCCCUGGACAACUUUCUUCAGCCUCUUCCACCCACUCGGCAACAGGAAGAGUAUGUGAGUCCACACGCCAGAACAGGUAUCCAUGGUAACCGUAUCCAUGACAACCAUAUCUAUGACGACCGUAACCACGGUGACUACAUCCAUGGUGAUGGUAUCCAUGGAGACCACAUCCAAGGCCAGGGUAUCUAUGGCGACAACAUCCAUGGUGACUAUAUCUACGGCGACCGUAUCCAUAGUGACCGUAUCCAUGACGAUCAACAUCCCCAUAGGAGCAGUUCAGACCUGGGCCAGGACUGGCUCUCCCCUGCGAGCCCCCUUCACAGCCUAGAGCUGCCCAACAGAGAAACACCCAGGAGAGAACCUGGGGAUCAUAGUCCUGACAGAGAACGAAGGAGAGAUCACAGAUCCAGCAGUCAGACUCAAAGUAGGGAUCACAGAUCCAGCCAUCAGAUCCAGGAUAGGGAUCACAGAUCCAGCAGGGAGACUCAAAGUAGGGAUCACAAAUCCAGUAGGGAGAGUUUUGAUAGAGAAAGAUCCCAUAGUCAUAGUAGGAGAGGGGAUGACAGAUCCAGUACAGAUCACAAGUCCAGUAGAGAUCUCAGAUCUAGAUCAAGUAGAGAUGACAGAUUCACUAGAGAUCACAGAUCCAGUAAAGAUAGAUCCAGUAGAGAUGACAGAUCCAGUAGAGAUCCCAAAUCCACUAGAGAUGACAGAUCCAGCAGUCAGCGUCGGGAUCGGGAUCACAGAUCCAGCGUUAGCGCCGAUCGUGGCCAGUCACGGGAUCGCUCUGAUCGCAGCUCUCGAUCCAGCCGACACAACCUCACAGAAAAACCAUCACAAUCUGGCAGAAGCAGCCACAACAACAGCACAAAAAGAAAGCGAAGCCGCAGCCGAAGUCCCAGAGGCUACAGAAAGAGACCAGAAGACACUAGAAGCCGCAAGCAUCACUUAGAACAGCAACAGCAAGCUGGAAAUGCCCCGAAGUGGCCCCUGCAGCCUCCAGCUUAUGUUGCACAGCAAAUCUCAGCUGAGAGGGCCACAAGAUUUCAAGAUAUCGGCCAAAUUUCAAGUAGCCAGGCAACGCAGUCUUCGGCCUCAGCUAACACUGCAAAAAGGCGCAGGGCCACAAGAUUUGAAGAUAUUGAUCAAAUCUCGAGUAACUUAGUCUUAGGGGGCAUGCAGUCUCAAGACUUUGGCCAAGUUGGGACCAGUAGAACUCAAGACUUGAGCCAAGGAGGUCUGCUUUCUUGGGAGAAGGACCGUCUGGAAGGAUAUGUCCAAGACAUCGCACAGACGACAGAAAACGCCCCCUUCCAAACAGACACGUGUCAGCCCUAUACUCGCAGGCUCCUUGCCUUAGUGGAAACUUUCGGCCCCGUCACAAAACAAGAAGUCGAGAAGAGAAUCUUCAAAUUUGAGCUGGAAGUGAGAAAUCAGGUCGUGGACCGGAGGAGAGACUAUGACGACAGUUUAAUCGACGAUUUGGGCGCACAAAUCCCGGAGGAGCAUCGCUGGAAGCUGAAACUUCUGCGGCGAAUCAUCGUCGACACGUUACCGAAGAAAAGCGUUGAGGAAAAGGAGAAGAUUUUGUGGCUUUGCCGGGAGUUGGUGCCACCGGAAGGAGUGGAACUCACCGAGGAGCUUUUUAAAGCUCUGAUUGCGAAGAAGGUGGUGGUGAACCCGCUUCUGAAGCCCAUGGUCAUCACAGGAACUGGAGCUGGCAUUUCCACAAGAGUUGUGAGAAAGAGGACCGACUGGGAGACCCGGGAGACGGUUACAGCCUACCUCCAACAGGAGGGGAUUUCCCACACCGAGGAGGGCAUCGACGCCAUUCUGCAGAACGAAGAACUUCUGUCCCACAUCCAGAACAGCAUGGCUUACCGACAGCUGGUGGGAACAGCAGCGUUCUCACAGGAGGAACAGCAGCGGACAGCAGCUGUUCACCAGGCAGCAAGGUCGGCUGUAGGACAAGUCCAGAACACGAUGGCUUACAGACAGCAAGUUGGGACAGCUGCGUUCUCACAGGAGGAACAGCAACGGACAGCUGCUGUACACCAGGCAGCAAGGUCGGCUGUAGGACAAGUCCAGACCAGCCGAACCAGAGGGUUCCGCCAAGAAGGUUCUUGGCAAGAUGAUAGUGUCGAGGGCAACUUCUUAGACUUUGGGAAGGAAAGCAGCGAUUCCUUCCACCUCAACAUCCGGCAAACAGUUCUGCCAGCUUCGAAAGGAAGAGAAACUUUGGGAAUUGAGUCAAGGUCUGCAGAGUUUCCUCACAGUUCAGCUAGCUCAGCUGCUUGUGGCUCUGUGUUAGCCAGAUCAGACCAAGCUUCACCACGCCAAACUGGUAACAGACCACAAGCAGCCAGCACCCUGGCUAUUUCUGGUCCUUCCUCUCAAGGACCAGCUGGUAGCUACACUGGCUCUCCGUUAAAGCCAGCCAGGGGAGGCACGUUGAUCUUGGAGCGGUUUGUGCAGAAGUUACUCGUGUUCGUGGAGAAAAACUACGGGGAACGGAUGAGGCAGAAGGUGGAAGACCGGAUCAACACCUUUGAGGAGGAGCUGAAGGGAGACCCGGAGUUCGCCUGGCAGCACACACAGAACAACGACGGGAUGAUUCAACAGGUUUGUGAGCGAUUGCGGCUGCCCCCCGGUUCGAUGUGGAAACUUCAGCUGUUGCGGAGGCUCGUGAUCGACUGUCUACCCAAGAAAACAAUUGCGGGGAGGGAGAGAGUCCUGACGAUGUGUCAGCACGUCCUAUUCGACGAGGGCGUAGAGGUCACCGAGGACGUCUUCAAGGUCGUCAUCGCCACGGUGGCCAGAAACCUGCAGUCUGUCGCCAUGACCACCGGUAACCCGACACCACCGGGGCUCUACAGGACUGUACCAAGUGCCUCCUCCACAGGGGGGGAGGCUUCUCGGUCUGUGGCAUUUACCCAGGAAGAAAUGCUUACGACCGUACCAAGUGUGUCUGUAGGGGGGACCACUUCUGUACAAACUGUUCAGGGACAGAUGCUCAGGGCCGUACCAAGUGGGUCAGCAGGGGGGGAGCAGGGUUCGGAUGUGGAUGAGAAGCAGCAGAUGGUCAUCGCCUACCUGCUGAGCAUGGGGGUUCAGGUGACCUGGGAGGCCGUGGAGGGGGUUCUGAGGAACCCGCAGGCCCUGGACAGCAUCGAGAGGAUCUUCUGGAUCCCCCAUCAGAGCCGCCAGAUGGUGGAGCGGUACCUCCGGGAGAUGGGCCUGCCCGUUGCCACGGAUACGGUGGAUAAGAUCAUGGGCAACCCAGAACUGAUGGCGAGGAUCAAAAACACCCUCGGGGGUCAGGGGGCAAACUGAGGGGUCAGGGGGCCAACUGAUGGCAUCAAUAACAAACUACAUUUUUACUAACCACAGUUUCAGCACUAGGGACAUGGCCAUUAACCCUUAGCCUGCAAAGGCAGCCGUUUGGCACCAAACCUGUACUAGUUCUGGGGUUAGGCAGCAGGUAGAAGGUUAAUAACCACAACUGUUUAGGCAAUAGGGACAUGGCCAUACUCAGCAUGCUAAGGUAGCGAUUUGGCACCAAACCUGUACCUGUUAUGGGGUCAGGCAGCAGGUAGAAGGUUAAUAACCACCACAGUUUAGCUGGUGUAACCGCCCUUCGGCAUAACACACCAGCUUCUGUAUGUUUUUUUCAGCACAGGAUCACAGGUUGGCUUUGGUUGGAUGUUAUUAUUAUGCCAACCUUCAACCUGCUAAGGUAGUCAUUUCGCACCAAGUUUGUAUCAGUUACAGGGUUAGGGAGCAGGGACAAGGUUAACCUUAAGAGUGUCUGCUGCACAGUAUUCCGAAUUGACGAAUAGAAGUGCAUUUUGGCAGUCUGCCAUUUGUAAAGUCCUGUUUUGUUACCUGCCAUGUAGUGUAGUCUUUGGCAAGCCUGUUUCCAGGCUAUGAAGUGAUGAAAGUCAUUCCUUAUUCUGAUUAGUGGCUGCAAAGAUUGUGACCUUUUUAGUUAUAAAGUAAACUUUUC